AUGCCGCUCGCCAAUGGCGAUGCAGAGACGUCUGUCGCUGCCGCUGUGGAUAUCGACUCGCUGGCUGGCGGCUCGCGCAUGCCGUCGCCCGACAUGGACGACCGCACCGGCAUAGACUACACCGAGAGCGGGUACGUCGUCAUCGACGAGCGACGCGCCAAGGCGCUCGAGGAGGCGCACCGCAAGAUCUGGACGAUGAUUGCCAAGAAAGAGAUCCCCAAGGUCAGUCGCACGGUGCAGAUGAGCUAUACGAACAAGGCGACGUACUGGCGGCGCAUCUCGCAGGUCGUGCAGCGCGAAGCGCGCCGCGCUGUCACGCGCAAUACCAAGACAGUCAAGGACGUGCAACUGCGCGCGCGCAAGAUCAUGCGCGAGAUGCUCGUCUUUUGGCGCCGCAACGAAAAGGAGGAGCGCGAGUUGCGAAAAAAGGCGGAGAAGGAGGCGGUCGAGCGCGCCAAGAAGGAGGAGGAGAUGCGCGAGGCCAAGCGCCAGGCGCGCAAGCUCAACUUCCUCAUCACGCAGACCGAGCUGUACAGCCACUUUGUCGGCAGCAAGCUCAAGACCGACGAGGCCGAGGAGACCGACGAGACUUCCGGCAGCGCAAAGAUCAUCAACCCCGCCGCGGCAUCCGGCGACGUGCCGCAAGUCGACGCGCAGAGCAACCUCAAGGAAAUCGACUUUGACGAUGAAGACGAGACCAAUCUGCGCGCACACGCGAUGCGCAACGCAGAGGAGGCCGUCAACGCCGCUCGUCGUAAGGCCGUCGCGUUCGAUCAGAACGCUGCAGAGGAGAGGCGCCGCAACGAAGCCGCCGCUGCUGCUCAUGCCGCGGCCGAUGAGGAAGCUGCGGCCGACGGAAAGCGCAUCGCCGAGAAGGACCUAGGCAAGGCGUUCGAUUCGGACGACAUGAACUUCCUCAACCCGACGUCCAUGGGCGCCAUGGAUCUCAAGCAGCCCAAGAUGCUCACAUGCCAGCUCAAAGAGUACCAGCUCAAGGGCCUCAACUGGCUCGCCAACCUGUACGAGCAAGGCAUCAACGGCAUUCUCGCAGACGAGAUGGGCCUCGGCAAGACGGUGCAGAGCAUCUCGCUGAUGGCCUACCUCGCCGAGGUGCACGACAUUUGGGGGCCCUUCCUCGUUAUCGCGCCCGCCUCGACGCUGCACAACUGGCAGCAGGAGAUCUCGCGCUUUGUCCCCUCGCUCAAGGCUCUGCCGUACUGGGGCAAUGUCAAGGAUCGUGCGGUGCUGCGCAAGUUCUGGAACAAGAAGCAGAUGGCGUAUAACCGUGACGCGCCGUUCCAUGUGCUCGUCACGAGCUACCAGCUCGUUGUCUCGGACGAAAAGUACUUCCAGCGCGUCAAGUGGCAGUACAUGAUCCUUGACGAGGCGCAGGCGAUCAAGUCGUCCAGCAGCACGCGCUGGAAGACCCUGCUCGGCUUCAACUGCCGCAACCGCCUGCUGCUGACCGGCACACCGGUGCAGAACUCGAUGCAGGAGCUUUGGGCUCUUCUGCACUUUAUAAUGCCCAGUUUGUUCGACUCGCACGACGAGUUCAGCGAGUGGUUCUCCAAGGACAUCGAGAGCCAUGCCGAGAACAAGGGCACCCUCAAUGAGCACCAGCUUCGCCGUCUGCACAUGAUUCUUAAGCCUUUCAUGUUGCGCCGCAUCAAGAAGAAUGUCCAGAACGAGCUGGGCGAGAAGAUUGAAAUAGACCUCUUCUGCGACAUGAGUGCAAGGCAGCGAGCGCUGUACCGAGGCUUGCGAUCGCAUGUCUCCAUCGCCGAGCUCAUGGACAAAGCGAGCAACAUGCAGGACGAGGCAGGCCUCAAGUCACUCAUGAACUUGGUCAUGCAAUUCCGAAAGGUGUGCAACCACCCUGAACUAUUCGAACGUGCAGACGUCGAAGCACCCUUCGCAUUUGCAGAGUCCGCACAGUCUGGAUCGCUUUCGCGCGAAGGUGACUCGCUCUUCUGCCCCUACUCGACUGUCAACCCGAUCAAGAUGGCGGUCCCCAAGCUCAUGUACCAGGACAGCGGCAUGCUCACCGUUCCAGGCGCCAGCUCGCGCGCCGGGUUUGACACGCAUUACAUGCAGAACCUCUUCAAUAUCUGGCGCCCACAUCACAUUUUGCAAUCCCUAGGGGAAUCACAGUCAGCAUUCUCCACUCUGCCGCUCAUGGAUUUGCCCAUUUCCGACGCAGAAAUAGCGUUCCAUGGCCGCACGCUCAUCAACGUGCUGCGUGAUACGGAUCGCGAGGAGCGUCUCAGAGCGCACGGCACCCUGCUUUUCGAUGAAGACUUUGCCGCGGCCUCCAUUCGGCCAUUCGCAUACGUGCGCAAGGCGCUACCGUCUAUCGUCGAGCCGGUCGUACAGUUCGGAGUGCCAUCGAUGGACGAGAUCGCACAAGAUGCCAAAUCGCACUCGGUGCUUGCGCCUCCAUCGAAGCGGGCCUUUGUCAGACCGGCUGUCGCACCACCUAUCGAACUGGUGUGCAGCGACAGGUCCUUUACCAUGCGCCAGGAGGCGUUGCACACCGAUCCACUCGCCUCGGCCGCUUUGUUCGGUCUCCCGGGCCAGCGCGCGGACAUUCCCAAGGAAGUUGAAGGGAUGCAAGCUGCAUUGCCUGCCCUUCCUCCCAGAGGCUUGCUUGCUGCUUCUUCACAGGACCAGCUGCCCGCUUCCGGUAUGCAGGUCCCACAGAUGAACAAACUCAUCGUUGACUCUAGCAAGCUUGCGCGUCUCGAUGCACUCCUGCGCGAGCUCAGGGCCGGCGGACACCGUGUGCUCAUCUACUUCCAGAUGACCAAGAUGAUCGACCUGAUGGAGGAGUACUUGAUCUACCGGCAAUACAAAUACCUCAGACUAGACGGUGCUUCUAAGAUCUCCGAUCGUCGCGACAUGGUCACCGACUGGCAGACCAAGCCCGAAAUUUUCAUCUUCCUGCUCUCCACACGCGCCGGAGGCCUCGGCAUCAACCUCACGGCAGCAGACACGGUCAUCUUCUACGAUCACGACUGGAACCCGUCCAACGACUCACAGGCAAUGGAUCGCGCACAUCGUCUCGGCCAGACCAAGCAGGUCACCGUCUACCGCUUGAUCACGAAGGGGACCAUCGACGAACGUAUCGUUAAGCUUGCGCGGAACAAGAAGGAGGUUCAGGAUAUCGUCGUCGGCAACAAGGCUUACUCGGAGACGGGCAUGGCCAGGCCGCAGGAGAUCGUGUCUCUCUUGCUCGAUGACGAUGAGUUGGCUGAAUCCAUGCUGCGUCGCAAGCAGGCAGAGGAGCAAGAGCUGAUCCAGGCCAAGGCAGACAGCGCUCGUGCAAUGCACGCGAAGCGCAAGCUCAACAAGGCGGCUGCAGUCGCGGCAGAGGAGGCUGCGAAAGCGCAGUCUGCACUCGUCUGGGAACUCGAAGACGACGAAGAUGACUUCUUUGGGGCCAAGCCGCCGCCACGCAUGGAAGAUGAAGCGCCUGCAGCGGAGAGUCUGGCCGGGGCCAAGCCGAGCAAGAAGAAAAAGACAAAGGAGGGUGGAGAGGGUGGAGAAAUCUCGGCGCCAAAGAAGCGAAGCAAGAGCAAGGCGAAACCUGUCGAGGAAGGAGCGGCCGGCAUCGUCUCUGAUGCACCCAAGCCGCCGCUCAAGUCACGAUUGGGUAGAGAUAAGUCUCACCGCAAGAAGACUGCUGAAGAGCUCGGCGGGGUCGAGGCCACCGUUGAAGAGUAG
This is a messenger RNA of Tilletiaria anomala UBC 951, 3723 nucleotides long. RefSeq lists its product as uncharacterized. Gene Ontology annotation, biological process: DNA repair; DNA-templated transcription; chromatin remodeling. Bases 1 to 3723 code for a protein of 1240 amino acids. The record is from RefSeq and is a predicted model, not a curated record. Lineage: Eukaryota; Fungi; Basidiomycota; Exobasidiomycetes; Georgefischeriales; Tilletiariaceae. The transcript is spliced from 3 exons. Gene Ontology annotation, cellular component: nucleus; Ino80 complex. Gene Ontology annotation, molecular function: histone binding; DNA binding; ATP binding.